UAUUUUAUUAUUUACAUUUUUGUUUAAUUCCAUCCGUGCUGUAUCUGCAACGCAAUUGGAGUGUCGUCUGGCACAUUCCACGGCCAUGUCUUAGAGCUUCAAAGAUCCCGAAUUUUCCCAUUCACCAAACAAACAGUUCUUAGAGCCUCAAAAAGUGCUGGGCUCUUCUUCACUCCUUCGGUUCUGGUUUCCCCACUUUAUGAAGUGAGGCAAUCCCUGAUGGCAGACUUACCGCACUAUGUCGUGGCCUGUUUGCAUACUGGGAAACUUGCUGCUUUGGCAAUUUUAGUCUCUGGGGGGAUCGUUUUGCAAAUUUUGGCAUGUGCUUUGUACAAUAAUUGGUGGCCAAUGUUGACUGUUAUAAUGUAUGUGCUUCUGCCGAUGCCGUUACUAUUCUUUGCGGGGUCUGAUGGCUCUGCUCUAUUUUCUGAAUCUGAUAAUAGCUGGGUGAACGCGACUAAGUUCUUGACCGGUGCUUCAGCUGUUGGGAGUAUUGCCAUACCAGCUAUCUUAAAGCAUGCUGGCGUGAUCGGUUGGGGCGCUCUCGCAAUGGAGCUCUCAUCAUUUUUCGUAUUUGUACUUGCCAUAAUGUGUUUCAUUGGCAUGACUGAUGAAGAUAAUUAUUACAGUGUGAUCUGAUAUGGUGUGACCCUUCAUUGGGCUGCUUCAUUUGUGUAAAAUGGUGUUGGAUUAUUACAGUGUGAUCUGAUAUGGUGUGACCCUUCAUUGGGCUGCUUCAUUUGUGUAAAAUGGUGUUGGUUCUGCACGUGUGGCUCUUUCGAUUCUUUGUUUCUGUGAGUGUUAUCUCCAAUACGUGAUUGUUAUUAAGAUUGUGAAAUCACCCUUUUUCUUUA
Molecule: messenger RNA, 854 nt
Organism: Morus notabilis
Lineage: Eukaryota; Viridiplantae; Streptophyta; Magnoliopsida; Rosales; Moraceae
Product: vacuolar protein sorting-associated protein 55 homolog
Exons: 5
Coding region: 220-639 (139 amino acids)
Biological process (GO): late endosome to vacuole transport via multivesicular body sorting pathway
Cellular component (GO): endosome
Source: RefSeq, a predicted model, not a curated record